CCAGCUGCUCGAACCCUUACUUUUUAUACUAUGUGACUUAGUAUUCUUUAAUUUUCGUUUUUUUUUUAUACGUUUUUAUUCGUAAAAGAUUUUUUUACUUUUUUAAGUUAUUAGAGUAGAGCUUUUUUUAAAAAAAGUCGAUAUGGCGCGAAACGCGGAGAUGCUAUUGGCGCUCUGCUGCUUCCUGGGACUGACAGUCGCGGAGGAGAUGACGCUGAACGUAAACGUGAAGAAACCGCUGGUCGUCGUGAGCGAUAAAUUCUUGAGCGUCACUCUGGACCCCGUCGUUUUGUUCAACAGCGAAAUGUUGAGCGACACGGAGAAAAGCACGAGCAUGGCGAAAGCUCUGGCCCCGGCGUACGUGCGCAUAGCCGGUCCACGGAGCAACUCGUACGUCUUCGAGCGCGGGCUGUAUCCACAGGAGGCACACCCGGAUCCCGGUUACACGUUCUCAGAGACGCACUGGAUCAACGUGCACCAGUGGGCCGAGAGAUCGGGCCUGGAUGUGAUCGCCAGCAUAGCACCCCAACAAUGGGACAGCGUGACCGCAAGCUCGAAAGCCGCCGCUUGGGAUCCGAGGAACGCCCUCGACCUCAUUUCUUUCAGCGACCAUCUGGGAUACAACACGAGCUGGCAGCUCGGAUACGAAUGUCAGACGCGCUGCGACAUCAGCGGGACGGAACUGGGACGCGACGUGCAACGUCUCAGAAGCAUGUUGGACGCGUUUCCGAGAUUCGCUGAAAGAGGACUCGUCGCUGGACCAGAUGUCGUCACCUACAAGACUCGUCAGCAGCAGCAGUACCUUCAGGACUACUUCGCUGUGGCCAGUUCGUCGCUCAGCGCUGUCACCUGGCAUCCGGACUUUACGGGGAUCACACUGGAGGUGGACGGCGUCUCGAUGCACCACGACGAUCUCGCGCUCGAGAAGGACAGCCUUUACAGAGUGGCCGGACGGCACAUUUUGAAGAAGCCGUUGUGGAUCGCGGAAUCGAGGCCGGAAGAGUGUAAGCGCCAGUUUCUGGGUGCGCUCGUGUGGGCGAGGCGUCUCGGAAAUUCGGCGAAACUCGGCGUCCAGGUGCUGAUGAGACAGCCCGAGGGUUCGAACCUCUUCAAAGCGACUCCGGACUACUGGGUGUCGGUACUGCACAAGAUGCUGGUCGGUCGGGAGGUCCUCGACACGAGGAUCGCCGCGGGCAAUCGCACCCACGUGCACUUCUACAGCCACUGCACCAAAGCCUCGUCCAGAUACGAGCGCGGCUCGCUCACCGUUUUCGGCAUCAAUCUCACUCCGUCUAAAGUCAUCGCCAGUCUCAAGGGCCUCAAGCCCAAGGUGGUGCACAAGUACGUGCUCCUGCCGGGAUACGACGCGCCGAACCGCAUGUUUUCCGAGUCCGUGCUGCUAAACAAUGACAUCCUGGAGCUCGUGGAUGGUAAACAAGUGCCAGACAUACAGCCUGCGGUUUACAGUGCGGAGAAAGGAGUUAGGUUGAAGCUUCCAUCCGGCGGCAUUGGCUUUUGGGUUCUACCUGGUCUCAAGAUAAAAUCGUGUAUGGGACACGAGGACGAAAUUGUGGACAAAGCCAUUCUGAAGAAACUCAGCAAGCGCGUGGAGGAGCCCGAAAUCGAAGAACUUGAGCCAGAAGAGGACAGCGAUGAACCUGAAACAGUGGAUUCCACGGAUUCCGUCGAGGAAAAGAGGCCCACGUCGCUCAGAUCGCAACAUGUUCAGCAUUCGAACUUGAAACGGCCUCCAGUUCGCCGCAACGUACGUCACGAGAAGGAUGAGUUUGAUGACAAGAAAGUUCACAGAGUCGACAGCGCCAAGCACAACUACGAGAAAAUCGAGAAGAUCAUGAAGAAGAACCAUCAGACUGUGAAUCUCAAAAGUGGAGGUACCCGUGGCGUCUUCGAAAACAGCGACGAGGAUGACGACGCCAGUUCCGAAGAAACCGUCAUCAAAAAACCAAGGGGUCGUAGAAUGGACUCCGGCGAGGUGAUACGCGCCAAACUCCAGGAGUACAAGAAACGCUUAGCUGACUACGAGAACAGAAAGAAGCACCGCGAACUCAAGAAUCACUCCAAAACCAAAGCCGAGGAUCCUUCAUCGAAAAAGAAGGGUAUGGAGACGGAAAAGGUGAUCGAAGCUCUGACUCUGAUCACCAAAGUCGAGGGUGCCGUGAAGGGUCUGGAGAAAGCUACCGAGCCCGAGAACAGGAUACGUUCCAAGAAUCCAGCGACACUCGGGGCUGGCAACUUCAACGACGUCACCGCCGGUCUGAAACGAAGCUCCGGUGCUCCAGACACAGGCAACGACGGUUUGCUCGACGAGGUUCUCAACACUGAAAAGUCCAAGAGGACCAGCAUACCUGCCAAGAUAGAAGACCAGCUGAGGGCGCUGUAUCGCCUGCUGUCCGAUGAGAAAGAGAAGAGAGAAGGUCAAUCGCCACAGCGUCACAGGCGUGACCUAGACAAACGUCUAGGCGACGACCCACUGGGUCUUCGUCGCGACAGCAUCUUCCUGCGCAAAAGGAACAAGGACGAGUUGAGGGAACGACUGGUAGAACGUAUGAACGAACGCAAGCAGCGAUUGCGCGAGAAGCAAGAGCAGAUACGUCGCGACAAGGAAGAACGUCGUGAGACUAACCAGAGUAACGAGAACAACUUCUACGGUUUCCAAGAACGCGAGCCGUUGCAGAACUUCCCUGAAGGCGAUAUGUACUUCGAAACUGAAGGAGAAUCUGCUGAAAAGGCUGGUGAAGAGGUUGUUGCCCAGGAGGCAGCUGCGAAGAAAGGUGAGAAAAAGAAGCGUCCACUGGAAAAGAAGAAGGCUGCGAAGAAGGUACAGCCGAUCAAGGAUGAGCAUGAAGAUGUAUGGGUCGAGGAGGGCGAGGGACAUCAGAUGCCCAACGAGUUUUACGAGAACGUGAACUUGCAAGGGUUUAGUCAACCGAGAGGAAGCUUGAAGGAAUACGGAGAACUGGGAGAAGCCGAGUCCGUGCAUAAGAACGAAGAGACCGAUAAACGCCCUGAUCAGUCUACUGAGCACGCAAACUACCAAGUGGUGACCGAGAAACCAAUGCUGGAAUCUGAAGACCGUAUAGCCAAGGAGAAAGCCGUGCAACAGCUGAUGAACUACUACGAAACGGCCGUCCCUCACGAGCAGAACUACGACUUCGCCGAUCUGAGACAGAACCAUGAAGAUGUUCAACAGCAGAUGCAGCAACAAAUGGCUUAUCAGCAGCAAGUGCCUCCAGUCUAUCAGCAAGAUCCACAUUACGUAGACCCACGUACGUAUUACGAUCCAACCGCUUACCUGCAACAGACCGCUCAGUACCACAGAGUCAAGAGGAACGCUAACGACAUAGAGGCUGUGCUGCACCGAGAGAUGGUGACUCAGGACGACAACAAUCUGAGGGACUGUCAGUGUCGCGUGAUCCGAGGUGUCGAGGAAUGCAAGGACUGCAUCAUGCGAGGGGAGAAGAGAUAUCGAGCUCCACUGGUGCCACCAGGUCACGAGGCACCUAAUCCGUUGACCAGUAACUACGCCAGAGGAUUCAGGUAUCGAAGAGACGUUGGCAGUGAGGUUAAGAACAACGAUGAGACGGGUGUCGAUGUGGAUGAAGAUAAAGAUUCUGAACAAGUAGAGGAAGGUGAAGCGGCAGAGGAGUCUAGUGUACAGAGCGAAGAGGUGGACGAAAUAACAGUUAGCGCACAAGAUUCCAACGAAUCGACUGAAGAGCCUGAAGAAGCCGUAACAGAGGCUGUGGAAACUCAGCUGAAGUUGGAGGACGACAGCGAGAAACUGGCUGCCAACCGUCUGCCUAGAAAAAUCGAGUCCACGAGCAAGUUUUUUCUUAGACAGGCCGCCAGUAAAAAGUCGAUCAAAGAGAACCUUAAAGCCAUUAGGAAGCAGGGUAAUACCAUUGUUGCCGAGGCCCCAAGCGCUUCCAUCGCUUCUACCGCGGCCACCACUUCCAACGCUCCCGCCACCACCAGCGCUUCCACCACAACUACUGCUUCGUUUGCUGGAGACGAACGCCAAAUUGUUGGCGAACACGUUACGGGUAUACGGUCAGCUGACGUCACAGUUGCUCAAGCUCCAAGCACAGCAACGGAUAAGACUGCUGCCGAGUUACCCAAAGCUCUCGUUGCCGAAACCCAGACGUUUCGGGCCGAAAGUACCACCGUUAAAAUUGCGACCACCAGCAGCCCCGCCACUGAAGUCAUUGUUGAGACGAGUUCGACAGUCGAUGCAGACGCUGAAGGAGAGAUUGUUGACGUCGCAAAGGACAACGAUCCUGAAGGAGGUGUCGUCGAAAGCGGAGGUAGCGGAGAGAAGGCCGUCGAUCCAACUACCGUCGCUCCGAUUCUGAGCGGCAGCGAUGCUAAGUCUAAGAAUAUCCAGAAGGUGGACAUCGCGGUGGUUGAUCCGAAAAACAAAGCAAAGCCCAAUCCGUCAAGGCUGGACAUGAUGAAGACCAGACAGGCGAGACUGACGACCAGAGCUGAGGCCUUGGCAGCCUUGAGGAAAGAAAACGAGAGCAGACGAGCGAAGAAGAUGAUCGAAGCGUCUAUGAAGAUCAUCGAAAGCGAGAACGCCAGGUUCGCGGAGUACCAGAAGAGGCGACACGAGCAGUUGGAAAGACUGAAGAUGAAGCUACGAGCCAAACGCGAGAAGAUGCUCCAGCAGUACAGGGAGGAGCUUCUACAAGCUAUAAACGAAAGCGCUGAUCCAACGGAACGUAAUUUGCACAGACGUGACCUGCUGGACAAUUACGAGGAAGCGGAGGAUGAGUCCAGAAAAAACACCAUGAUCACUGAUCCGGAAAAACUAGCCUACAUCAUGAGGUACAGACCGAUCAAGUACACUCCGCGGGAAGAUUCUUCAAAGUCAGAAGAAGAAGACAGCUACGUACCCGUCGUUGAAGUAUUGAGAGCCUACGAGCCUAGAAGACGUCUGAAAGCCAGUCGAAAGGCUAGCCAAUCAAAAAUCUACAGAGAGAACGAGAGCGGAGAGUACGACCCGAGCAAAGGUAGAAAACGCAGCAUUCCACUGGACAAACAGACCAGAGAAGACGAUAUCUUUAACACCAGCAACGAACAAGAAUCCCAGUCGACUAACGUGAAGAGGUCACCUUACAGUUUGAUUCACAGGCAAACGACCAUCAAUCGACCACCUCCCAAGAGACCGCCGCCCAUGGAUGGAGACAGUGGCGAAUAUUACGCCGAAAUGCAAGCACGCGAGAGCUUCAUGCGUCAACUACCAGAUCCACGUCAACUCCCAUCGUACUAUCCGGGCCUUGUGUAUCCAGGAGAUGACCUCAUACCUUUGCACAUCAACUACGAUCCUUAUCAACAAAGUGAUACAGAUAUGUAUCACGUGAAUCCAGCUUACGAGCAUUUAGCCGAUCACUAUUAUGGAGUCAAUCUAGAGCAACAGUCGGUCGAUCGAAACUAUCAUUACGACGCCAAUCAUCCAACAGAACAACGCGUACAGCAAGAACGACCGGUAGCAAGUUACUAUUCCGCUAAUCACGAGGUUCCACAACCACAACCUGCGGAAGAGUGUCAUAAGGAAGCUCAAAAGGCGACGCAUCAGGAACAGCCUGAAGAGUAUUAUCACAACAACGACGAAGAAGCUGUACAACUGCAGCAAAACGAGCAAAAUUACGAGCUCAAUCCACCACAGAACGAUGAAGCUGAGCAGAAGCCUGUGGAUCAAAAUUACCGAAAAUCGAAGAGAUCCAGUCUGAAAGUUUUGGAGAUCGAUCCAUCGAUUUACGAGAACGACGAUCAGGACUAUAACGUAGAAGAACUUAUCGCAAAUCCAUCGGCUCGACACUUGAGAAGAUACAGAAGAGAAGCUGAUGUUAAAACAGAGGACAAUGGGCCAUUGUUCUUCUCUCUAGGAUUAGAAGAAUCUAAAAUGCACAAGAAGCAGGACAAUGAUGCGAUGUCUGAUGGUUUGAUUAGAAGAAAGCGAUUGGCUGACGACGCUACGCAAACAAAAGUAGAAGCGUUUCAAGCUAGGUCGCCUAUCAAUAAAAAUGUAAAAAAAGCAUACCGAGCAGAUUACGAUAACAAGUAUAGAAAGUCAGCCAAAUCUCCAAGAUACGCGAGACUAGUUGUACAGCACCCACAAAGACCUACAAUCUUAGAAUACGAAGAACCUAUUCAGUACUAUCGGCAUUUCCAAAGUGCUAUCCCCACGAGAAUCCACAAUCUAGAUGUCGACAACCAUCUCCACGACGAUCAGAUCACAGGAUCUAGAUCCAAACGACAGAAGCGAUCAUCCGACGAGAUGUACAAUCGAGCGUACAAAAUCAUCGAAGACAACGGCAUCAAUCGUCUGGAAGAUCCAGAAAUGGACGAGAUCUGGAGCAAUAUCAUCGAGAUGAAGCAAGACGAGCAGCUGCUCAAAGAAUUCGACCGCAAAAAGGGAUGGAUGAUGCACAACUUCAACGACAUCCUAGCUACAACACAGUCCUCAAACGUUGACGAAAAAUCCACGACUGCAAAACCCGUGGAAUCGACAACACAGGCGAACAUAGAAUCGAUGCUCGUAGACGCGAUUCCCAAGCUUCAGAACGUGAUAACCGGGGGCUUAAAGAAGGCGCAGAAUCUCACGGGUUCACUGGAAGAUUUUAUCGAAAACUUCGACGACGAGUUUAGCGGCAACACGACGGACACUUCGAGCUCGGAAAACGUGGAAUCUGUUGACGAGGGCGAUGGCAGGUUGAGCCACAAUAUUUUUCAGCACAUGGUUGGAGGCGUGAAAAAGUUCUUCGGCCUGAUUUCUAAUUUAGCCAACAUUUUCCAUAGGCAUUGAUACGCUGUCACGCGAACGAUUUUGUUGUUACGUGUUUUAUACGGUUUUAGAAAUGUUAAUCUUGCACGACGCUGAAAGGGAUUUUAUAAAAAUAAUGAUAAAUUUACAAAAAAAUAUUUUGUACGAAUGAAUUUUAUAAUAAAUGAUUUUUAUGAAUGAAGA
This is a messenger RNA of Nasonia vitripennis (jewel wasp), 6991 nucleotides long. RefSeq lists its product as uncharacterized. The record is from RefSeq and is a predicted model, not a curated record. Gene Ontology annotation, cellular component: extracellular matrix. The transcript has 14 exons. NCBI's taxonomy places the organism in Eukaryota, Metazoa, Arthropoda, Insecta, Hymenoptera, Pteromalidae. Bases 143 to 6829 code for a protein of 2228 amino acids.